Molecule: messenger RNA, 1383 nt
Organism: Schistocerca americana (American grasshopper)
Lineage: Eukaryota; Metazoa; Arthropoda; Insecta; Orthoptera; Acrididae
Product: serine/threonine-protein phosphatase 6 regulatory ankyrin repeat subunit A-like
Exons: 4
Coding region: 133-1287 (384 amino acids)
Biological process (GO): proteasome-mediated ubiquitin-dependent protein catabolic process; regulation of proteolysis
Cellular component (GO): nucleus; cytoplasm
Molecular function (GO): ubiquitin protein ligase binding; aspartic-type endopeptidase activity
Source: RefSeq, a predicted model, not a curated record
CAGCGUGGCAGUCCCGUGCGACUUCAGUUGUCUGUCGCAUUUACAGUGAGCUGUUUGCAGUGCGUGGACCUGCAUCGGGAUUUCGUACUGCAGCUUGUGCCACGCGAGUAUCAUUAAUAAGAAUUGACUACCAUGGCAGCCAGCAAUGAAGUUCAGGAGAGCACAGUCGUACACCUGGGCGACCUACUGGACGAGGGGAAAGGCGCCAUGGUGACUUUGGUGGCGGGGGAGACGCGGCUGGUGGCACACAGAGCAGUCCUCGUUACCGGCAGCCCCGUAUUCGCCUCCAUGCUCCAGCACGACACACUGGAAGUUGGAAGCUGCCUGGUCAACAUCACAGACGUGGAGGGCCCGGUGCUGAGAGAGCUGCUAACAUACAUGUACACCCUCCGUGCCCCACGACUGGCGAGCAUGGCUCCACGAUUACUGAUCGCUGCUGACAAGUACUGUGUGUCGAGCCUGAAGGCCCAGUGUGAGCAGCAGCUGGCCACAGCACUGGCUGUGGACAACGCGGCGGCCACGGCUGUUCUCGCGGUGCGACACUGCUGCCCCCGCCUCAGGCAGACCGCCGUCUCCUACAUAAAGGGGCGCACAUACCAGGUGAUGGCCACGCAGGGCUGGGCUGACGCAGUGCGCACCCAGCCAGAAGAUGUCGUCGAACUGAGCAGGCUGCUCGCAGAGACACCGCCAGAAUCCAGCACGCCGGCCACCGCGGUCUGUGGGCCCUCCAGCUCCAGCUCCAGCCCCAGCACUCAGCCGCCCAGCGACCACGGCCGCUCUCCCGCCGUGGCUGCCCAGCACACUCCCCCGCCACCUGAUGACGCCGCUGUCUCUCGACUGCGGGGCCUUCCUAGAGCGAAGAGAGGGAGGAGGCUGAUAGAGGCGGCAAAGGUGGGGGCGGUGGAACAACUGCGUGCGUUGCUGGCGGCAGGGGCGGACGUGACGGUGAGGGACGAGGGGAACUGGACUGCCCUGCACUGGGCAGCAGACAGGGGCCACGUGGGGGCGGCCAGCUGCCUUGUGGGGGCGGGCGCGGAGGUCGGUGCCAGGAGCAGGGAGCAGAGCACGCCUCUGCACUGGGCUGCAUACAAUGGCCACACAGCUGUCGUGCGGCUGCUGCUCGCCGCCUACGCCGACCCAAACGUCAGGGAUCGGUAUGGGCGGACUCCACUGCACUGGGCGGUAAGGAACGUUCAGGCAGAGGUGGUGGCUGAGCUGCUGCAGGCGGGAGCGGACAGGGGGGGGGCAGGGAUGACAUGGGGAGGACCCCCCUGGAGCUGGCCAUGAACAACCAGGAGCUGGUGGAUAUGCUAAAGGAACGUUGACAUAUUCCACUAAUCGAAAUAGAAUUAUUUAAUCUUUUGUCUUGACAUCUAAAAUAAA